UUUGGUAUUAGUCAAUUGGAUGGAAACCCAGAAGUCGCCCAACCGGAGCGCUCUUUGUUCAUUCCCAUCCUCCAUAUAAACCGUGCUCGAGUCAUGCUGAGACAUUUCUAGGAAUCUUAUUGAAAUCACAGAGAUAGAGACAAAGAGAUGGCAAUUGGGACGAUGGAGGUGCUGCUGGUGAAUGCGAAAGGCCUUGGUGACACUGAUUUCUUCGGUCGCAUGGAUCCGUACGUUCUGAUACAAUUCAAAAGCCAAGAGCGCAAGAGCAGCGUGGCCAGAGGUGAAGGUGGAUCUCCGGCGUGGAAUGAGAAAUUUACAUUCAGGGUAGAGUAUCCAGGAGAAGGUGACCAAUACAAACUUAUUCUCAAGAUAAUGGAUAAGGAUACAUUCUCUGCUGACGACUUCAUUGGGCAAGCCACCAUCUACGUGAAGGAUUUAUUAGCAGUAGGAGUGGAGAAUGGAACUGCCGAAUUACAUCCUCGCAAGUAUAGCGUGGUUCGCACUGACCAAACUUAUUGUGGAGAGAUUGAAGUUGGUGUCACCUUCACCUUAAAGGUAGAAGAGAACUACAGUGAAGAGGAGCUUGGAGGAUGGAAGCAAAGCCACCACUACUAGUUCUCUCCCCUCUCCAGUUUGUUCCACAUGGAAUUUUAAGAGUUCAUCCACUGGAUUUCGUUAAACUACUGAAGAAUUAACAAUGAAACUCUUUUUUUUAUCUGUCAAUAUGUAUUUUUUUUAUUAGUUUCAUGCUCCAUUUGAUCAGUGACGAUGGAUUUUCUUAGGGAUUUUCUUUGGACUGAAAGUUGUAAAGCCGUGAAGGGUUCAAGUUCGAGUACUGAGUACUUUUGUAUGUACGAAAUCUUAAACUCCAGACCAGACCUCAAAUUAGAAAACAGUUCUCAGAUCA
Molecule: messenger RNA, 907 nt
Organism: Juglans microcarpa x Juglans regia
Lineage: Eukaryota; Viridiplantae; Streptophyta; Magnoliopsida; Fagales; Juglandaceae
Product: 16 kDa phloem protein 1-like
Exons: 5
Coding region: 148-615 (155 amino acids)
Source: RefSeq, a predicted model, not a curated record